AGCUGCUGGAAGCGUCAGGAAUUGUGUGCAGGGAGCCGGAAAGAAAAUAAACCCACUCUGAUUUUUGAAAACAAACAAACAAUCAAACAACAAAAAGCCAACAAACAAAAACUACUUUGAUCAGUUUAAACUGCAGGCGGCAGGUCCGGCCUGAGGAGCAGCUCUCCACAAACUGAAGCAUGAUUUUCUUUGUCAAAAUCACCGCAGGCGCGUUUCCACAGCACAACAAUACAAACUGCUGCUCCAAAAAGGAAUUCCUUCUUCUCGUCGCCGUAUUGGUUCCUUUCCGUCAUAAAUAUAGAUAUUAAUCGAUAAUAAAGUGAUAUUGGAGUUACUGCGUUGUAGAAGGGAGCAGGUGCUGAGGUUGGGCAGGCUUCAUCAUAAUGGAAGAAAAUGUUCGCCGAGACCCAGAGCGCCCGCAGGACUCCGGAGAGCAGUCCAACCGGGCCAUCUUGCCUCUCUUCCAGCCACCUGGCAACCAGCAGUCCCACCGGAUCACCAACUUUUACAUCGACAACAUUUUAAGACCGGACUUCGGCCGAAAGAGGAAAAAUGGGACUUUAAUUCGGGAGGGAGACGGUCUAGGAGUCCUCAUACAAAGAGAGGAGCUGACAGGGAGAAAGCCGUCCAAAAGUGGUAACCCUCGACAGGGUGGAGCAGGAGGCAAGGAGGGGGAGGAGGAGGAGAACUCGGGAGAGCUCGGCGACCAGCACCGGGACACUGACGCCAGGAGGCCCGGCCUGUUAGCCUGUGAUGCGCCGGCAAAGGACCGCUGCCACAGCCCUCAGGCCAACGCGGCCACAGCGGCCAAGUCGAUGCUGUGGCCAGCCUGGGUUUAUUGUACUCGCUACUCAGACCGUCCCUCAUCAGGGCCCAGAUCUCGCAAACCAAAGAAAGCACCGACCCCGAGUAAAGAGGACAAGCGGCCCCGGACGGCCUUCACUGCGGAGCAGCUCCAGCGGUUAAAAACGGAGUUCCAGAACAACCGCUACCUGACCGAGCAGCGGAGGCAGAGCCUGGCCCGGGACCUCGGUCUCAACGAGUCUCAGAUCAAAAUCUGGUUUCAGAACAAACGUGCCAAAAUCAAGAAGGCCUCCGGGAAUAAAAAUUCUCUGGCGCUGCAUCUCAUGGCGCAGGGACUGUACAACCACUCCACAGCCAAGGACGCCAAGUCAGACAGCGACUGAGGAGCUGUGGGGAGCGGAGGGGCGCUCCGAAACAUGCAAUAAAAUCACUCAAGUACCAGCAUUCACAUUUGAACAGGCAUUUGUUAGUCUUCUCUCUCUCUCUCUCUCUCUGUGCGUGUGUGUGUGUGUGUGUGUGUGUGUGUGUGUGUGUGUGUGUGUGUGUGUGUGUGUGUGUGUGUGUGUGGUGUGAUAUGCUGGGUGUAUAAUGCGUGUGCUACUCAGGGCUGUAGUUCUGGCGAUGCCGAACCCAAGGCCUUCAUUCACAGUCAGAAGUCUGCAGUCUGCUCCUGCCCGCGUCACAUUCAGGGCCCAUCAGGAAAAAACACUGCGAACAGCUCCGUGUUAGAAUGUGACUGAUCCCACAGCUCACACUGAGGGGGGUAUCAGUUAAAACUGACCAAGUAAAUUCAGUUCAGUCCUCAUCCAAGUGUGGGCUCAAAUCUGGUUAGAUAGAAUUAAAAAUAAACGAAUUCAAAACUUAUUUUAAAUUUUAGACAAAAGUUCAGUAAAUUCAAACGAAUGCUGGGUAUUUUUUUUUUUUUUACUUUUUUAAGUGUGCCCCGCAGUCUUGAAUUAAGGUUACAUCGUGUGGUACUGGUUCCUGAGUGAGUGUGUGUGUGUGUGUGUGUGUGUGUAUAUGUGUGUGUAAUGUGACAUGAAACAGGACUGCAGAGGUGCAAACCCGGAACAACGCAGGUCAAAUAUGGACCGGAGAUGAUCUGAGACCAGCCGUGUUGUGUGACACGUUGCGUGCCACCUGGAAUUCUUCCUGCCCACAGAGAUUUAAAAGCGUGGAUUUUUAAAAUAACAAUGGACAAACUAUCUUUGAUAAACCUCGUGCUAAAUUUGGGCCCUAAAUGGAGGCGCGGGGCCAGGAAAGCCACGGAAGCGAUAAAUGAGGUCCGGUGGGAGCUGAACCCGCGCUGAGCGCGAGGGGUGAUGAAGGUGGACCGUCACGUGCCUGAGCGGCUGUCUGAAACUCGAAGCUAAAAUCCAAAGAUUCCUUCUGUUGCACGGUGGGAACUGGAACUGUGUCCUGUGUGCAUUUCCGGCCGCGCCGGUCACUCUGUCCGCCGCCUCCUUGUUCUCUCGGCGCUGCGGGGAAGGUUCAGCCGCGGGUCUGCGCAGCCUUCAGGCCCGAAACGCGGAAUGUAGCAACACAUUCAUGCCUGGAAUGAAACCUUUACAGCAGCUGUCUGGCGAACAGUGUUUAACACCCAAAUUGGUCUGAAAUCUUUGCCAGUAGACGCACAUGCAAACGAACACAACUGCUCUUGAAUUUUCUGAUUUUAGAGACCUUAUUUUUUUUCUACCAAGGCCCCCCCGAAACUCUGAAAAUUAAACAACUUAAAUCCCUGAAGCCUGCAGCUAAAACUGAUCUUAUCCUCCGGCAGACCCCGGACCUGUGACAGGCCUACAGGCAACCCGAGAAUGUUCUGCAACAUAGUUUUAAUGUUGUUGGUAACAAAACUAUAUUCCUCUUUUAAACGCAAUAAGCAUCCAGAGCCGUGCGCAGGCGCGGGU
Molecule: messenger RNA, 2711 nt
Organism: Archocentrus centrarchus (flier cichlid)
Lineage: Eukaryota; Metazoa; Chordata; Actinopteri; Cichliformes; Cichlidae
Product: homeobox protein engrailed-2b-like
Exons: 2
Coding region: 384-1187 (267 amino acids)
Biological process (GO): neuron differentiation; regulation of transcription by RNA polymerase II; multicellular organism development
Cellular component (GO): nucleus
Molecular function (GO): RNA polymerase II cis-regulatory region sequence-specific DNA binding; DNA-binding transcription factor activity, RNA polymerase II-specific
Source: RefSeq, a predicted model, not a curated record